This is a messenger RNA of Pipistrellus kuhlii (Kuhl's pipistrelle), 2849 nucleotides long. RefSeq names its product testis-specific gene 10 protein. The record is from RefSeq and is a predicted model, not a curated record. Lineage: Eukaryota; Metazoa; Chordata; Mammalia; Chiroptera; Vespertilionidae. The transcript is spliced from 19 exons. The coding region runs from base 496 to 2655 and encodes 719 amino acids.
GCAAACCUGCCUUCUGAUUCCUGGCACCUGGUUAUUCUCAGAGGGAAGCCAAAGGCAUGUUUUAAUAUGAUUAUUUCCUUUCUAAUGAUAACAGAUUGAAGAUCUCAACCAGUCAAAUCAUGGCUUGGAAGAUAUGAUAGGAAACUCUUGGAUAGUGAGGAGGUGGUAAGCUGUCAAAUAGACAAUUUAAUGAGCCACAAUGAACAUCUUUGUAAAGAACUGACUAAAAUUGACCAACUAGAAAAAGAGAAAGUUUUGUGGUGGAUAUCCUCAAUAAGGAACUUGAAGAAGCAAAGUAUUUGAAGGACAUUGAAAAGCAGCUGAGGGAUACAAGAUGGCUGCAGCUUAGCUGGAGACUGCGUGUAUCUGCUCCCAGCACAGUACAGAGCAAUCAACUUGAAAAACUUGAAGAGUAGCUGAUCUGAAAUAUUAUAUCUCAGGAGCACUGAAGAAGCCGCAGAGAGACUGAUUGAAUUCACUUGCCAACAAAAUAAUAUGAUAGUAUUGGAAGAGACAAUAGGGAGACUUAGAUCUAUAAUCUUAGAGACUGAAAAAGCACAAAAUAAAUCUCCUUCCAGACUUGAUUCCUUUGUCAAGACUUUAGAAGCAGACAGAAACUACUACAGGAGUGAAGCUCAGAAUUUGAGAAAGAUGAUCAAAAGCACAUCUGAAGGUCCAAGACGCCUGUCUCCCUCUUCUCGGGGUACAAACUGUGAUGUAGAGCUUUUGAAGACAAGAGACCGUGAAGAACUUAAAGACAUGCUGGAAAAAUAUGAGCGUCAUUUGGCAGAAAUUCAGGAUAAUAUCAAGAUUCUUACAUCUGAGAGAGACAAGACCUUUCUUCUUUAUGAACAGGCACAGGAAGAAAUUGCUCGACUUCGACGAGAAAUGAUGAAAAGCUGUAAAUCUCCUAAAUCAACAACAGCACAUGCCAUCCUUCGGCCAGUGGAGACUGAAAGAGAUACAGCCUUCACUGAUUUACGAAGAAUGACCAUAGAACGAGAUAGUCUGAGGGAAAGGCUAAAGAUUGCCCAAGACACAGCAUUUCAUGAGAAAGCUCACUUGGAACAAAGGAUAGAGGAUCUGAAGUGUCCAGUUAAUAAUCUUGAUGAUGAACUUAUGGAACAAAUGUCAAGUAUGACUUUGAUGAAGAAAACAGUAACCACUGUGGGAAAAGAAAUGAAAUCGCUAGCAAGAAAGGCAAUAGAUACAAAAAGUGAACUUGGCAGACAAAAAGCAGAGAAUAAUUCUUUGAGACUUUUACAUGAAAAUACAGAAAAAGAUCUUUCUAAUACUCAGCGAUACCUCCCUAAGAAAAAAUAUGAGCUACAGCCUACUCAGGGGAAAAUUAUGUGCUUGAAUGAAAGAAUCGAUAAUUUUACAAGGCAGAGUAUUCCCCGGCAAGAAGAAAUUAGCACUCUUGGUGCAACCUUCACUGAUCUGGCUAAAGAAAAGGAAUGCCCACAAGCAUGCUUGGAUAAAAAAUCCAAAAAUAUUGCAACCCGUGGAGAGAGUUUGGAAAUGAAAGAAAAGGCCAUUUCAGGCAUGAAGAAUAUUAUCCCUGAGACAAAACAUGCAUCAAGGCACUCUACUGAAGCGCUAAUUAAGCGUGAACAAGACAUUUCCAGGUUGCGCUGGCAGUUGGAUGAAACAAAUAAUGAACUGGCUCAGAUUGCCAGGAAAAGAGAGAUCUUGGCUCGUGAGAAUGACAAUCUCCAAGAACAGUUUUCUAAAGCUAAAAAGGAAAACAAGGCACUGUCUAAACAAUUGAAUGAUACACAUAAUGAACUUAAUGAUAUAAAACAGAAGGUCCAAGAUACUAAUUUGGAGGUUAACAAGCUAAAAAAUAUAUUAAAGUCUGAAGAAUCUGAGAAUUGGCAAAAGAUGGGCCAGUUCCAAAAAGCCAAUGAAGAUGCUGAAGACUUGGAAAAUAAGGCUGAGCAAGCAGAGGCAGAUAACAAUACCCUCGACUUAGAAUUUAUCACUAAAAAGGUAGAUACCCUCAAUAGAGAGGUCGAGCAGCACUUGAAUGCAGAAAGGUCUUAUAAGUCCCAGAUUUGUACCUUACAUAAAUUUCUGGUGAAGAUGGAAGAGGAGCUUCAGAAGGUUCACUUAGAAAAGGUGUCUGCCCUUGCAGACUUGUCUUCCACAAGGGAACUUUGUAUUAAACUUGACUCGAGCAAAGAAAUUCUUAAUCGACAGCUGGUUGCCAAAGAUCAAGAAAUUGAAAUGAUGGAGAAUGAGUUAGAUUCUGCUCAUUCUGAAAUAGAACUCCUCAGGAGUCAGAUGACAAAUGAGAGAAUCUCCAUACAGAAUCUAGAAGCUUUGCUGGUGACCAACCAAGACAAAGAAUAUCAGUCUCAGAUAGCACUUCAAGAAAAAGAAUCUGAAAUUCAGCUUCUUAAGGAACACCUUUGUUUGGCAGAAAAUAAAAUGGCCAUCCAGAGUCGAGAUGUGGCCCAGUUCAGGAAUGUUGUAACACAACUGGAAGCUGAUUUAGACAUCACCAGAAGACAGCUAGGGACAGAGCGCUUUGAAUGGGAGAGAGCUGUGCAAAAACUUCGCCGCCAGCAUUACUCCAGCAGUGCUUAUCAUCUGAGUCCUACGAUACAGCCCAACACCAAGUGUCAUUCCCCGGACUGUGAUCACCACUGAUCUGACCGAGGCCUGGAGCGAUCGCAAGAAGAGUAAGACUAUCUACAAAGUGUUUGCUCUGUAUUUACAAAUGAAGAAGAAAAUGAAUGGAAGUAUCAUUACCUUUACAUUGAGGAGGGUCACUACUCCAUUCCUCAGGCCCAGAACAAGUAAGCUUUUUCUCUCCAACAAGUGAAAACUCCUGAGAUCCAUUU